Anopheles marshallii is the source of this 1716-nucleotide messenger RNA. RefSeq names its product putative polypeptide N-acetylgalactosaminyltransferase 9. The coding region runs from base 1 to 1716 and encodes 571 amino acids. Gene Ontology annotation, cellular component: Golgi apparatus. The transcript is spliced from 3 exons. The record is from RefSeq and is a predicted model, not a curated record. Lineage: Eukaryota; Metazoa; Arthropoda; Insecta; Diptera; Culicidae.
AUGCUAUCGACCGCAAGAUGGCGUUUUAAUGCAGUGAUCGCGUUGCUAUUGCUGUUGGGUGUUAAUUUAAUCUUUUACCAAUACAACGAUGAGAUAAAGCAGCAAGUUCGAAUUUGGAGGUUAAACGUAACAAGCAAUGUCAGUACCAUAGAGCCACCAGGGACAGUACUUCAACCACCAGGACAUUUGGGAAGGCCAGUGCAGUGGAAUUCUUCUGACCAAGAGAUAGUAGCACUUGUGCAAGAGAGCAUAAAGCAGUAUGGCUUCAAUGAGUAUGCGUCGGCCCUCGUGUCUACGAGACGAUCCUUACCAGAUUUACGCCCUUCGGAAUGUGUCACCAGUCGGCAAAAGAACCUUACGCUCCCGAAGACAUCCGUAGUGAUCGUGUUCUACAACGAACCGUGGACCGUCCUGUUGCGAACGGUUCAUUCUGUGCUGAGCAACUCUCCUGCACAUCUGCUCGAUGAGGUACUGCUCGUUGACGAUUGUUCCAAUCUGCCAUUCUUGAACGCUCCACUCGAAGAGUAUUUCAGAACGUACGACAAGGUGCGCAUAGUGCGUGCUCCUGAACGGCUGGGUUUAAUAAGGGCAAGAAUGUUUGGGAGCAAGAACACAACCUCAGCGGUGCUUACAUUUCUGGAUGCACACGUAGAAUGUACGAAAGGAUGGUUGGAACCCUUACUGGAGCACAUUUGGGACAACGAACAAACAAUAUCCGUUCCGCUAAUCGACCGCAUCGACGACACCGACAUGCAUCUGGUCACUAACGUGUCUGCCGAUUUGUUUGGCGCCUUUGAGUGGGAUCUCAACUUUGGCUGGUGGCAUCGUUCGACAUUUCCGCAUCGGAGCACACAGCGGCCUAGCGAACCCUUCGAAGUUCCGGCAAUGGCGGGUGGGAUCUUCGCCAUUGCUAGACACUUUUUCCAGCGUCUCGGAUGGUACGAUGAGCAGUUCCGCCUGUACGGAAUGGAAAAUGCGGAGCUGUCCAUCAAAUGUUGGAUGUGCGGAGGAAGAAUACUAACCGUGCCAUGUUCGCAUGUGGCACACAUUCGCAAGAGUGCCCACCCGUACAUAGACGACGGGCAGCAGAAUGUAAUCUUCGUGAACUCCAUCCGCCUGGCAGAGGUUUGGAUGGACGAGUACAAGCAGGUCGUGUUUGAUGUGAACGGCAUUCCGGGCUAUGCUGAUGAUUUGUUUGGAUCCGUCACAGAUCGAAAGGCAUUCCGGGCGGGAGCCGGUUGUAAAGCAUUCCGCUACUAUCUGGAACGUGCCUACCCGGAAAUGCCUUCCCCAAGCGUAGUGGGGCAGUUUCGUGGCGAGGUACAUAAUGCCGCCCUCGGGAAUGGAACAUGUUUGACGGUGGGAUCAUCACCGGCACCCAUACUUUACAUGGCACCGUGCGAUAAGCGUAACCAAACCCAGUACUGGACGCAUAAUUUUUACCGAGAACUUAACAGUUACAAGCGUUGCAUUGACGCAGGUCCUGCUGGGACAAGCCCUACUCUAGCUGCCUGUCAUCGAAUGCGUGGGGCGCAAUCCUGGAGCUACGAUACGAACCGUCAGCAGCUUAAAAGCAUCGUGCGGGAAGUGUGCCUAACAGUUGACACCGAAAGACACAGCGGAGUUGUGAUGCUCGAACCAUGUGAUGAUCGUAAACAGAUGCAAAGGUGGUAUGUGACGUUGGUAGAGUACAAUUUCUGGAAACCGCCUCAAUAA